AUGGGAGUAUAUGGAUAUAAUCUUAGAAUAAGUGUUGGAGAAAGAUACAGAUAUAAUUAUGAAUAUAAUGAAACAAUUCCUAGAGAAUUUUUAACUGAUAUGAUUGAUGAAAGAGUGAAUAUUUAUCAAUUUUCAAAUUAUAAGAUAAAAGAAUUUGAAGAAGAAACAAAUAAAAUAAUAGAGAAAUAUAAAACAAAAUGUAAUCCAAAGAAUAAAAGAUUAGUUAAAAGAGAUAGUAAAUGUGAUAAAGAAAUUAAUAUUGAACAUGGAUGUGGAGGAUAUGAAUGUGGAGAUAAUGGAGAAUGGAGUUCAAAAUGUGUACUAGCUUAUUGUGAUGAAUGA
This is a messenger RNA of Entamoeba histolytica HM-1:IMSS, 342 nucleotides long. RefSeq lists its product as uncharacterized. The record is from RefSeq and is a predicted model, not a curated record. NCBI's taxonomy places the organism in Eukaryota, Evosea, Mastigamoebida, Endamoebidae. The coding region runs from base 1 to 342 and encodes 113 amino acids. The transcript has a single exon.